UGAUAGGAAAUGUCUUCAAAAUUAUUUUGAAGACAUUUUUGCCUCGAAAGUCAAAUUCAAUUAUUGUAUAUGACUUUUGACGUUUAAUAUCUGUGUGAAAGUCUAGUUUUUAUUUAUUACUCUUUUUUUAUUAUUUUAUGGAUUAAAAUUUACUUAAAGUGAAAAAAUUAGCGUUAGUCAAUGAGUUUAUUUUGAUAAUUUUAGUAAUUGGUAAUUUUAUAAUAAUAACUGUUAAAUUCAAUUUUAGUAAUUUGUAUAGGCGUUAUCGGUAUUUAAUUUUUAAUAAUUUUUUUUAUCUUAUGAUGAAUGUAUCAAAAUAUACUAUGUUUUAAGUAUUUUUAUUUUUAAUACUACAUCAUAUGGUGUCAAUUGAAGAUACUAAUAAAAUACAGUCACCGUAUUUUAAUUAUGACCCAUCAUUUUUGACCCAAACUACUAAACCUGAAUAUAUAUACCUUGAAGGAGCUGGGGCUUCACAAAGAGGUCGAUUUGAAAUGGCUUUCUCACAAAUUGGUUCAUCUUGUUUAGCCGGUUCUAUAAUUGGAGGUUUACGUGGAAUGUACACAGGAUUUAAAACAACUUCUGGAGAAAAUCAGACAGCUACUUAUAAAAGAACUCAAAUUUUAAACAAUAUUUUUAAAAAUGGUGCUCGAUUGGCAAAUACUUUUGGAACAGUGGCAGUGUUUUACAGUGCUUUUGGUGUUGCUUUACAAAAAAGUCGUGAUUGUGAUGAUGAAUUUAACACUAUUAUAUCAGGAGCUGCAACUGGAAUGUUAUAUAAAAGUACAGGCGGCCUCAAAAAAUGUGGUAUUGGAGGAAUUAUAGGAUUUGGCCUAGCAACUUCUUAUUGUGUUAUAACAUCUAGAGAUAAAAUUAAAGAAAUUGUUAAAAAUAUAUUUUCUUGAUAUAGUCAUAAUUAUUGUAAAAAUAAUAUUUAAAAUGCUAUUUUCUCUGUCAUAUUCUUUCAGUUGUUGUGUUUAUUUGUUGUUUAUUAUGAUUUUUUAUUUAGAAUUAUACUAAAAAGUUGUUUAAUAAACAAAAUUGUUGACAAUUCA
This is a messenger RNA of Daktulosphaira vitifoliae (grape phylloxera), 1055 nucleotides long. RefSeq names its product mitochondrial import inner membrane translocase subunit Tim23-like. Gene Ontology annotation, cellular component: mitochondrial inner membrane; TIM23 mitochondrial import inner membrane translocase complex. The transcript has 4 exons. Gene Ontology annotation, biological process: protein import into mitochondrial matrix. The record is from RefSeq and is a predicted model, not a curated record. The coding region runs from base 360 to 905 and encodes 181 amino acids. Lineage: Eukaryota; Metazoa; Arthropoda; Insecta; Hemiptera; Phylloxeridae. Gene Ontology annotation, molecular function: transmembrane protein transporter activity.